Molecule: messenger RNA, 1156 nt
Organism: Oncorhynchus nerka (sockeye salmon)
Lineage: Eukaryota; Metazoa; Chordata; Actinopteri; Salmoniformes; Salmonidae
Gene: sec13
Product: SEC13 homolog, nuclear pore and COPII coat complex component
Exons: 9
Coding region: 134-1105 (323 amino acids)
Biological process (GO): positive regulation of TOR signaling; COPII-coated vesicle budding; protein import into nucleus
Cellular component (GO): nuclear pore outer ring; COPII vesicle coat
Molecular function (GO): protein binding; structural molecule activity
Source: RefSeq, a predicted model, not a curated record
UUCAGUGGUUGUGAAGUUGUUGCCACGUCGUUCUUGAUACAUCGUAAAACCGAGAUAUAUUGAUAACAGCGUUACACGUCUGGCAGUGCAAUUUCUCUGUUUAGGUACAAAGUCAUUACGAUAAUCUUCAAUCAUGGUUUCCGUCAUCAACACGGUGGACACCUCCCACGAGGACAUGAUCCAUGAUGCCCAGAUGGAUUAUUAUGGCACCAGACUGGCCACCUGCUCUUCUGACAGGUCUGUCAAGAUCUUCGAUGUUAAAAACGGAGGACAAAUCCUAGUGGCAGAUCUGAGAGGCCAUGAGGGUCCUGUGUGGCAGGUGGCCUGGGCUCACCCCAUGUACGGCAACAUCCUGGCCUCCUGUUCCUAUGACAGGAAGGUGAUCAUAUGGAAGGAAGAGAACGGAACCUGGGAUAAGAUGUACGAGUACACUGGACACGACUCUUCAGUGAAUUCAGUGUGCUGGGGUCCCUACGACUUUGGUCUGAUCCUGGCCUGUGGCAGCUCCGAUGGAGCCAUCUCAUUGGUCACCUGCUCUGGGGAUCAACAGUGGGACAUUAAGAAGAUCAGCAAUGCACACACAAUUGGCUGUAACGCAGUGAGCUGGGCUCCAUCUGUGGUGCCAGGUAGUCUGAUAGACCAGCCCUCGGGUCAGAAACCCAACUUCAUCAAGAGGUUUGUCUCAGGAGGCUGCGACAACCUGGUCAAACUCUGGAAAGAGGAGGAUGGCCAAUGGAAGGAGGACCAGAAGCUGGAGGCUCACAGUGAUUGGGUCAGAGAUGUAGGCUGGGCUCCCUCCAUAGGACUACCCACCAGCACCAUCGCCAGCUGCUCUCAGGACGGCAGGGUCUUCAUCUGGACGUGUGACGACCCUUCAGGCAACACGUGGACGGCUAAACUCCUCCACAAGUUCAACGACGUGGUGUGGCAUGUCAGCUGGUCCGUCACUGGAAACAUCCUGGCAGUGUCCGGGGGGGAUAACAAGGUGACGUUGUGGAAGGAGUCGGAAAGACUGCCAGUGUUGUUUUCUGAUGUAUAUUGUGGUCGGCUGUCUCCAGGUGACGUUGUGGAAGGAGUUGGAAAGACUGCCAGUGUUGUUUUCUGAUGUAUAUUGUUGUCGGCUGUCUCCAGGUGACGUUGUGGAAGGAGUUGGAAA